AUGGAACUCUACACUGGUGAGCUGCUCUUUGGAACCCACGAGAACUUGGAGCACCUCGCACUGAUGGAGAAAAGCUUGGGAAGAAUGUCAAGCAAGAUUCUGUCACAGGCAACUGGCACACCAAGGGACAAGUACCUGGUGAGAGACAGAUAUGGCGAGUGGCGGCUCAAUUGGCCUGCUGGGGCGCAGUCGGCGUCUUCUGAGCGGCAUGUGCGAAACCAGGUGCCACUAGAAAAGAUGGUGGAUCCGCAACAUGCUGUCUUCGCAGAAUUUGUAGGCCGACUGCUAACCUUUGACAAGAACACUCGACCUACUGCCAAGCAGGCACUGAAUCAUCGGUUCCUGAAAGAGCGGAAUCUUCCCGAAUGA
Messenger RNA from Durusdinium trenchii, 369 nucleotides. Lineage: Eukaryota; Dinophyceae; Suessiales; Symbiodiniaceae. The record is from the annotation of a GenBank genome assembly.